CUUAUCACUUGUACUUAUUGUAUAUGUACAUCAUAAUAGUGUGUCGUAUUGUGAUAUACCGUUUUUCAUUUUUCUUUUUUUAAUCUUAAUAGUUUUCAAAACCAACAAUAAGUGAGAAUAAAAUAGAACAACUUAGAACUUAUCUAACAAUAACUAACUUGUAAACAAUAUACAUACCUAAAUUGUCAUUUGUUUAAAAUUUACAAUAAUAUUAUUGUGGUAGCUCUAGUAACACGAAUAUCGCAAAAAAAAAACAUUCGACUGUGAACGAAUUAAUUAUCCGUUUCAUUGUUUUGAAAAUUAUUCGCUAUUUAUAAGAGGAAAUUUGUAGGUCAAAAAUAGUAUUUUGAUUAUCCUGCACCUAUCUAUCUCGAUAUUCACUCACUUUUUGGCUUUAAAAUACAUAAUUUAUUUUUAUUCUCAUUAUUUUCAAGACACGAUCUACAAAUACAAACUGUUUCAUAAACAUGGAAUAAAAAGUAUUAAUUACCUAUUCAUUGAUUAACUUAAAUAAUAUAAAUAACGUUGUUGUAAUAAAAUAAUAUGGGUAGAAGGCGACGUGAAUUUUUAAUUACCCUGAAAAGAGAAAAUGCAUCUAUUCCUUGGGGUUUUAGUGUUAUCGGUGGAGCUGACGUUAACGCGCCGAUUACAGUAACUCGAGUUGGAUUUGGAACGCCAGCAGCGAAUCAUUUGCAAAGGGGUGACAUAAUAACGAAAAUAAAUAAUUAUGAUUCUCGCGACAUCAGACAACAGGACGCACGGAAUUUGUUCAGAAAUUCGGAUAACGAAAUAAAAGUUGCCGUUCAGAGAGAACAUCAUCCUUAUUACGGAAGUGGCGAUUCUUCUUUACACAGUUCUAGAACGUACAGUCCUUUGCCAGCUUCUCCCCACUUAUCCCCAAAAAGCGGAAGCGAUUAUAUGAGAGGAGGAACAGCCCUAACCCCUACGCAAGGAGCGCCGUUUGAAGAAAUGAUUGAAUACGACAUGCAAUUUCUGCCUAACGGUAGAAACGCGCUGAAACAUAAUCGACACAACUUGGAUGUCCACGUAGACAGACAGCCUUAUCGUACUACGCCACUUGUUCUUCCUGGUGCAAAGAUAAAACGUGAACAGGCCCCGACCGAAUCCUAUUUGCGUCAUCAUCCUAAUCCAUCUGUAAGAGCCCCUCCAAUGCACCUAGAAACUGAAAAUAUUUUGAAAAAAAAGGUAGCAGAUUCGGUUUUGCAGAAAAUAAUUCCGGACGAAGAAAGAGGCAAGAUAGUUCACAAGCAGUUUAAUUCACCAAUAGGCCUCUACAGUGAAUCGGCAAUUGCGGACACGAUUCAAAAACAAACAGGCCUUCCGGCGAGGAGAAGAGCGGUUAAAUAUGAUCCCACGAAAAGUGAAAUUUACAAGGCAAUUCAAGAGGAACAACUUGGCGACAAAUACCAGGAAGUGACUGUACCUCCGCAUUCAAAAAUAUAUAUUCCGAAUAAGGUUGAUAUACCGAAGUUUCAGCAAGAAAGAACAAAAUAUGUUGGAGCCCGUAUGAUAAGAGAUGUGAAACGUCGAAACAUAGUAAAGGAAUAUGCUCCUACUCGUCUUCGAAUUAAUUCACUGCGAAAAAAUGAUAUCUUACCAGCAGAACUUCAAUGCAUUGCAGAUGAGGAGAUCGGAAAUCUUCCUAGAGAUUCUGCAGUUUUACGGCUUCAAGGGCGAUGUGUUGUAACUUCUAGGCCGCGAGGCGUUGCACAUCGAUGGAGGUUAAGUCGAAUAGUUUUUCGUGAUUUAGCUGACCACAAUAAAUUGUCUGGAAUACAAAGAGCAAUGUGGUAAUUAAAUAAAUGUUUAACGGUAUAGAAAUAUAACAACAUAAUAAGAAU
This is a messenger RNA of Agrilus planipennis (emerald ash borer), 1862 nucleotides long. RefSeq names its product PDZ and LIM domain protein 3-like. The coding region runs from base 544 to 1815 and encodes 423 amino acids. Gene Ontology annotation, biological process: muscle structure development; actin cytoskeleton organization; translation. The record is from RefSeq and is a predicted model, not a curated record. Lineage: Eukaryota; Metazoa; Arthropoda; Insecta; Coleoptera; Buprestidae. Gene Ontology annotation, molecular function: structural constituent of ribosome; muscle alpha-actinin binding; actin binding. Gene Ontology annotation, cellular component: ribosome; filamentous actin; adherens junction. The transcript is spliced from 8 exons.